This is a messenger RNA of Oncorhynchus gorbuscha (pink salmon), 7670 nucleotides long. RefSeq names its product Down syndrome cell adhesion molecule-like protein 1 homolog. Gene Ontology annotation, molecular function: cell-cell adhesion mediator activity. Lineage: Eukaryota; Metazoa; Chordata; Actinopteri; Salmoniformes; Salmonidae. The record is from RefSeq and is a predicted model, not a curated record. Gene Ontology annotation, biological process: dendrite self-avoidance; axon guidance; homophilic cell-cell adhesion. Gene Ontology annotation, cellular component: axon; plasma membrane. The coding region runs from base 114 to 6293 and encodes 2059 amino acids. The transcript has 33 exons.
CGCCGGGGAGCAUAGUCGCCAGUCCAGCACGGAGACUCGCCUGGCCAAAGACUGCGCCGCACACUCGCCAGGAUUGCCAAACAUUCCUGAAAAAUAUACCUGCUAUUUAUGGCAUGUGGCUUGUAACUUUACUCCUGCUGUACUCUCUCCAGGAAGUACACAGUGAGGAUGUGGGCUCUACCAGGCUGUACUUUGUGAACGCGUCCCUCCAGAGGCUGACCUACUCCAGCUCAGUGGGGGUGUCUCUGCCCUGUCCGGCGGGCGGCACCCCCACCGCCAUCCUGCGCUGGUACCUGGCCACCGGCGAUGACAUCUACGACGUGCCCCACAUCCGUCAUGUCCAUGCCAAUGGCACCCUCCAACUCUACCCCUUCUCUCCCUCCGCCUUCAACUCCUACAUCCACGACAACGACUACUUCUGCACCGCAGAGAACCAGGCUGGCAAGAUCCGCAGCCCGAACAUCAGAGUCAAAGCUGUGUUCAGGGAGCCGUACACGGUGCGUGUGGCAGACCAGCGCUCCAUGCGGGGCAACGUGGCCGUGUUCAAGUGCCUCAUUCCCACCGCCGUGCAGGAGUACGUCAGCGUGGUGUCCUGGGAGAGAGACACCGUUUCCAUCAUCCCAGCUAACAGGUUCUUCCUGACAUCCUUUGGUGCUCUGUACAUCUCAGAUGUCCAGAAAGAGGAUGCCCUCUCCACCUACCGCUGCAUCACCAAGCACAAAUACAGUGGAGAGACACGCCAGAGCAAUGGAGCCAGGCUGUCUGUCAUGGACCCCACAGAGUCGUCUCCCUCUAUCCUGGACAGUUUCCUAGCGGGGGAGGUGCGGGCGGGUCUGAGUGUGGAGCUUCCCUGCAUUGCAGCAGGGUACCCCAGCCCCACAGUGCGCUGGCUGAAGGACGGCCGCCCACUGCCUUCCGAUGCCCACUGGACGCGGCGCCUCACGGGUCUGACCAUCAGUGACCUCAGGCAGGAGGACAGCGGCAGCUAUGUCUGUGAGGUCACCAACAGCUUCGGCUCCAAGGAGGUGUCCGGAGCACUUUAUGUCAUAGACCCCCUGCGAGUGACCCUUUCUCCCAAGAGUCUAAAGACGGGCAUCAGCAGUACCCUGUUCUUUACCUGUGCUGUGGAGGGUUCUCCAGAGUACACAGUGGCCUGGUACAGGAACACAGACCCCAUAAUCCCAGAUCAGCACAUCUCUAUCCAGGGCCCCCACAACGACACACUGCAGAUCACAGCGGCUCAGAAGAGCCAUUCUGGGGCUUACCAGUGCUUCGCCUCCCGCAAGGGCCACACUGCCCAGGACUUCUCUAUCAUACUGCUGGAGGAUGGUACUCCUCGUAUCGUGUCGUCCUUCAGUGAGCGCGUGGUCGCCCCCGGGGAGCCUUUCUCCCUGAUGUGUGGCGCCAAAGGAGCCCCACCCCCUUCCAUCACCUGGACGCUGGACGAUGAGCCUGUGGUGCGAGACUCCGCCUACAAGACAAGCCAGUACACCCUAUCAGACGGCCUGACCGUGUCACAUGUCAACGUCAGCAGCCCGGCCAUCCGCGACGGGGGAGUGUAUCGCUGCGCCGCACGCAACUCGGCCGGUAGCGCCGAGUACCAAGCGCGCAUAAACGUAAGAGGUUCUCCUAGGAUCAGGGAGAUGCGUGACAUCACGGCUGUAGCUGGAAGGAACACCUUUAUAACCUGUCGUGUGAUUGGUUACCCAUACUACUCUAUCAAGUGGUUUAAGGACGGCAUGCUGCUGCCUGACAACCAUCGGCAGGUUGUGUAUGAGAAUGGAACCCUGAGGCUGAGUGAUGUGCAGAAGGGCAUGGACGAGGGUACCUACCUGUGUAGUGUGCUCAUACAGCCACAGACCUCCAUCGACCAGACUGUCCACGUCACUGUGAAAGUGCCGCCCCUGAUCCAGCCCUUUGACAUCCCUUCCACGUCGGUGGGAAAGCUGAUGUACAUCGCCUGCGUGGUGUCGUCAGGUGACAUGCCUAUCCGCAUCACCUGGCACAAAGAUGGGCAGCUUAUCGUGCCUGGCUCCGCCUCCGGCGUUGGCAUAGAGACCAAGGAGUUCAUGAGCUCCCUGCAGAUCUCCAAGGUGACCCUGAAGCACAACGGCAACUACACCUGCAUUGCUAGCAACGCCGCGGCAACCGUCAGCUGGGAGAGACAACUGAUCGUCACCGUUCCCCCUCGCUUUGUGGUACAGCCUAACAACCAGGAUGGGAUCUAUGGGAAGGCAGGAGUACUCAACUGCUCUGUGGAGGGAUACCCUCCUCCCAAAGUCAUGUGGAAACAUGCCAAAGGUAUAGGGAACCCCCAGCAGUACCACCCUGUGCCUCUGACUGGUCGGAUCCAGAUCAUGGGGAACGGCUCCCUGCUGAUCCGUCAUGUCCUGGAGGAUGACCGGGGAUACUACCUCUGUCAGGCCUCCAACGGAGUGGGCUCUGACAUCAGCAAGAGCAUGGUUCUUACUGUCAAGAUUCCAGCCAUGAUCACGUCACACCCCAACACCACUAUGGCCAUCAAGGGCCAGGUGAAGGAGCUGAACUGCACAGCGCGGGGAGAGCAGCCCAUCAUCAUCCGCUGGGAGAGGGGCGACACCGUCAUCGACGCCGAGAGGAACCCCCGCUACUCCAUCACCAUCAACAAGAAAGGGGACGAGGUCAUCUCCACGCUCAAGCUGAAGCCAGCAGAGCGCGGGGACUCAGUCUUCUUCUCCUGCCACGCCAUCAACUCAUAUGGAGAGGGGCGAGGACUCAUCCAGCUUACCGUGCAAGAGCCUCCUGACCCUCCUGAGUUGGAGGUGAGAGAGGUGAAGGACCGCAGUAUGAACCUGCGCUGGAUCCAGAGGUUCGACGGCAACAGCAUCAUCACCAGCUACGACAUUGAGUAUAAGAACAAGUCUGAUACUUGGGAUCACAAGUACACCACCAGGAACAUCUCCCCCACUAACAACCAGGCUAACAUCGUGGAGCUGCACCCUGCCUGUGUCUACAGCAUCCGCAUGUACUCCUUCAACAAGAUCGGACGCAGCCAGCCUAGCAAGGAGCUCACCAUCAGCACUGAGGAAGCACAACCUGAUGGGCCCCCUAUGGACGUGAUCCUCCAUCCAAUGACGUCGCAGAGCAUACGGGUCACAUGGAGGGCCCCCAGGAAGGAGCUUCAGAACGGGGUGAUCCGGGGCUACCAGAUUGGUUACCGUGAGAACGGGCCGGGCAGUAACGGCCAGUACAGCAUUGUGGAGAUGAAGGCCACAGGGGACAGCGAGGUGUACACUCUGGACAACUUGAAGAAGUUUGCCCAGUAUGGAGUGGUGGUCCAGGCCUUCAACAGGGCUGGUACUGGCCCCUCUAGCAGUGAGAUCAACGCUACCACACUGGAGGAUGUGCCCAGCCAGCCACCCCAGAACGUGCGGGCCAUCUCAGUGACGUCAGACGAGGCGGUGAUCACAUGGGCGGAGCCCCCGCGUCUGACGCUGCAUGGCGUGCUGAAGGGCUACCGCGUGGUGUUCUGGUCCCUCUUCCCUGACGGAGGUGGGUGCUGUGGGGGCCAGGCACAGGGGCCGAUGCAGAAAUGGGGAGAGAUGCAGAACAUCACUACAACUCGUGAGCAGGUGGAGCUGAGAGGGCUGGAGAAGUUCACUAACUACAGUGUCCAGGUGCUGGCCUACACACAGGCUGGGGACGGGGUCAGGAGCAAUGUCCUGUACAUCCAAACCCGCGAGGACCUCCCAGGUCCUCCAGCUGGUAUCAAAGCUGUGCCCUCAUCUCCCAGCAGUGUGGUCGUGUCCUGGCUACCCCCCCAUAAACCCAAUGGUGUCAUCCGCAAGUACACCAUCUACUGCUCCAGCCCAGGCUCCGGACAGCCGGCUCCCAGUGAGUAUGAGACCAACCCAGAGAUGUUGUUCUACAGGAUCACCCAUCUGACCCGCGGUAAACAGUACCUCAUCUGGGCCGCCGCUGUGACAACCGCUGGCCGCGGCAACAUCAGCGAAAAGGUCACCGUGGAGCCUGCUGGGAAAGCCCCAGCUAAGAUCCUGUCGUUCGGGGGCACAGUGACCACUCCCUGGAUGAAGGAGAUCCGUUUGCCUUGCAGCUCAGUGGGAGAACCCACCCCCACCUUCAAAUGGACCAAAGACAGUGAGUACACGGCUAUUCCUGUGACUGUGGACGGACAGCGUCAGAUCCUGUCCAAUGGUACUCUAGUGCUACGGUCCGUCAAAGCUGAGGAUUCUGGGUACUACACGUGCACGGCCACCAACACGCUGGGCUUUGACACCAUCAUUGUCAACCUGCUGGUGCAAGUUCCUCCAGACCAGCCCCGUCUGACCGUCUCCACCACCUCUACCUCUUCCAUCACCCUGGCCUGGAUACCUGGGGACAACGGAGGCAGCUCCAUUAGAGGUUUUGUCCUGCAGUACUCGGUAGACAACACAGAGGAGUGGAGGGAUGUGUUCAUUACCUCCACUGAGCGUUCCUUCAGGCUGGACAACCUGCGCUGUGGCACCUGGUACAAGGUCAAACUGGCAGCCAAGAACAGUGUGGGUUCAGGACGCAUCUCUGAGAUCAUCGAGGCCAAGACGCACGGACGAGAGCCUGCGUUCAACAAGGAGCAGCCCCUGCUCACCCACAUCAACUCCACCCACGCGGGGCUCAACCUGCAGGGCUGGACCAGCGGAGGCUGCCCCAUCACCACUCUGCUGCUGGACUUCCGGCCCAAGGGCACGUGGGCCUGGCAGAGCCUGAAGGCCAAUGCCACAGCCCAGCUCUUCCUCAGCGAGCUGCGGGAGGCCACCUGGUACGAACUGAAGAUGAAGGCCUGCAACAGUGCCGGCUGUGGGAACCAGAGCUCCCAGUUCGCCACCACAGACUACGAUGGCAGUACCAUCCCUCCUAUAAACUCGGCCCAGGAGGACAGAGACGAUGUGAAGAAGCUGUUCUCCAUAGGCUCUCCUGUCAUCCUGGUCACCCUGGGCGUCGCCCUGCUCUUCAUCAUCCGCAAGAAACGCAAGGAGAAGAGACUGAAACGACUCAGAGAUGCUAAGAGCCUUGCAGAGAUGCUUAUCAGUAAGAACAACCGCAGCAUGGACACCCCAGUGAAGGGUCCUCCCCAGGGCCCCCGGCUCCACAUCGACAUACCCCGUGUCCAGCUGCUCAUUGAGGACAAGGAGGGGAUCAAACAGAUAGGUGAGGACAAGGCAGCGGCCCCAGUGACGGACAGCGAGUUCAGCCAAUCAGUGAAUCCACAGAGCUUCUGCACGGGCGUGUCUCUGCACCACCCCGCCCUCAUCCAGAACACAGGGCCAUUGAUUGACAUGUCAGACAUCCGCCCUGGAACCAACCCAGUGUCGAGGAAGAGUGUGAAGUCGGCCCACAGCUCCAGGAACCGUUACUCCAGCCAGUGGACCUUGAGCAGGCCGGGCCAGAGCCAAUCAACAGCCUCUGCAAGAACUCUGACCUCUGACUGGCGCACCAUGGGCUCUCACGGCAUCACCGCCACCGAGAGUGACAGCUACAGCGCCAGCCUGUCGCAGGACACUGAUAAGGGUCGUAACAGCAUGGUGUCCACAGAGAGUGCGUCGUCUACGUACGAGGAGCUGGCACGGGCCUACGAACACGCCAAACUGGAGGAGCACCUGCAGCAUGCCAAGAUCACUAUCACAGAAUGUUUCAUCUCCGACAGCUCCUCUGAUCAGAUGACCACUGGCACCAACGACCCGGCUGACAGCAUGACAUCACUCAGCACGCCGUCCGAAACAGGCCUCUGUCGCUUCACCGCCUCGCCACCCAAACCCCAAGAUUAUGACCGCGGCAGACCUACCAAUGUGGCCGUGCCCAUCCCCCACCGCGCCAACAAGAGUGAAUUCUGCAACCUCCCACUCUACAUGAAGACAGACCCUUUCUUCAGGAAACAGGCAGAACUGCAUGACCCGUGUCCUGCUGUACCGCCCCGGGAGGCCUCCAUCCGCAGCCUGGCACAGCGGGCGUACCACACCCAGGGCCGUCACAUGACUCUGGACCCGUCCAAGCAGCAGGCCCUGACGCUGGGAAACUCUGGGCUGGCCAGCCUGGGUGUGAGCUCAGGUACUGCCACCCUGCCCCAGAGGACUCUCACUAUGCCCAGCUCCAACCCUGCAGCCACAGCCUCCACCUCCAGCACCAGCAGUAAUCCCACUGGCUCCAGCACCAAGAUGGGGGGCUCCAGAGACUCACUGCUAGAGAACAGCUCCUCAGCGUUGGGUAGACUGCAGAAGCAAGGGGUCGGGGCCUACUCCAAGUCUUACACACUGGUGUAGCUACUAGCCCCCCUUCUCUCUCUCAAAGACUAUACACUCCUGUCUGGCCCGGCCCCACACCAGUGUUCUACACAUCAGGUCAGGGUGGGUAUGUAGUGCAGUGCAGUGCAGCAGGUGUCCCCAGCUAACAGCUAACUACUGUAACAGCUAAUUACCCAGUAGCGUGAGUAGUCUUAAUUCUGACCUUGGGUUCUGCCUCCCAGGAAUGACCAGAGACCAUUGUAACCUGCCUGAUUCAUGCUCACCUGGACCUGUAUAAAACAAACUACUAUCUACUGACUACCAGUUAGCCUGCUGCCAUGCUAGCAUGCUGCUCAGUAUCCGGGGACGUAUCCAUACACACUCACACACACACACACACACACACACACACACACACACACACACACACACACACACACACACACACACACACACACACACACACACACACACACACACACACACACACACACACACACACACACACACACACACACACACACACACACACACAGAGGAAGAGCUGGAGCUGGAGCUGUUCUCCAAGGUCAUUUCAAACCAAUUGAGUAUUACUGAGGAGCUGAACGGUGAAAGCUCACUGCUCGUGCUGAUGAAGUCAAUGAUAGCAGAGGAGUCUGGGCUAAAAGCAGUGUUGAUUACACACACAUACAUUAUGCUGCCCUCCAUGGUUUGAGCAGAAGUUCCUGCAGGACUUCCAGUUUUAUCUACUCUGGUCUUGUCUCUCUCUCUAUGUCUCCACGUCCAGUCUCACUCUCCAUCGGCAGUUACUCUCUCACUCUCUAUGUCUCCACGUCCAGUCUCACUCUCCAUCGGCAGUUACUCUCUCACUCUCUAUGUCUCCACGUCCAGUCUCACUCUCCAUCGGCAGUUACUCUCUCACUCUCUAUGUCUCCACGUCCAGUCUCACUCUCCAUCGGCAGUUACUCUCUCACUCUCUAUGUCUCCACGUCCAGUCUCACUCUCCAUCGGCAGUUACUCUCUCACUCUCUAUGUCUCCACGUCCAGUCUCACUCUCCAUCGGCAGUUACUCUCUCACUCUCUAUGUCUCCACGUCCAGUCUCACUCUCCAUCGGCAGUUACUCUCUCACUCUCUAUGUCUCCACGUCCAGUCUCACUCUCCAUCGGCAGUUACUCUCUCACUCUCUAUGUCUCCACGUCCAGUCUCACUCUCCAUCGGCAGUUACUCUCUCACUCUCUAUGUCUCCACGUCCAGUCUCACUCUCCAUCGGCAGUUACUCUCUCACUCUCUAUGUCUCCACGUCCAGUCUCACUCUCCAUCGGUAGUUACUCUCUCACUCUCUAUGUCUCCACGUCCAGUCUCACUCUCCAUCGGUAGUUACUCUCUCACUCUCUAUGUCUCCACGUCCAGUCUCA